GCCGUUUGGAUCAGAACCAGCGCGUGCUCGGGGCCAUAUCCGACGCCUCGGACGCAUUGCGCGAACGCGCGCUAGGGACAGCGACCGGGCGAGCUUUAUAAGGCCUUCGGACGCUAACCGUCUCCUGCGCGCGCUCGCGUUCUGGAGACUGACGGACUCGCGACGAUGCCUUCGCUCUCUCGGGUACUAGUCGGCUUUGGCCUCUUCGUCUCCGCGUCCUCCCUCGUCGUCGCCUCUUCCGUCCUGGAUGACCGCGCGCACGAACACUGGGGCAUCCCGCGCAACGCCCACUUUCCUUUGCACGCCCGGGGGACGAACAAGGAUGGCUCGAUGCCGACGUACAAGAACCCGAACGCGGCGAUCGAGGACCGAAUCGCGGAUCUGCUUCCCCGCAUGACGAUUGAAGAGAAGGUCGCCCAGCUGAUUCAGGGAGACAUCGGCGGCUGGAUGAACAUGACCGACCCGCUCGACGACACCCUCGUCUUCAACGCGACCGGCCUCGUCGACUCGCUCGCCACCAAGGCGGGCAGCAUCUGGGCCGGCUACCUCACUCCAUGGAACAAGCUCGUCUUCGCCAUCCAGACCGCGCAAGACUACCUCAUGCACAACACCACGCUCGGCAUCCCCGCCCUCGUCGACUCGGAGGGCCUGCACGGCUUUACCGACAACGGCACGACUUGGCCCUCGCCCCUCGGUCUCGCCGCCUCCUGGAACACCGAUCUCCUACAAAAAGCGGCCGCGAGCAUCUCGGACGAGGCGGAGGGGCUCGGGAUCACCCACAUCUUCGCGCCAGUGCUCGACCUCUCGCGCGAGCUCCGGUGGGGACGCGUCGAGGAGAACUACGGCGAGGACCCGUUCCUGACGGGCGAGAUGGGCCACGCGUAUGUGUCCGGGAUCCAGUCCGGCACCCGCCGCAACGUCUCGCACACCGCGACGGCGCGCAUGGCCGCGACCUGCAAGCACUUUGCCGCGUUCGGCUCCCCGGAGGGCGGUCUGAACAUCGCGCCCGUGCACGGUGGCGAGCGCGAGCUGCGGACGAUGUACCUCCCGCCUUUCAAGCGCGCGUGUGUCGACGCACUGACGAUCAUGACUGCUUACUCGUCCUACGACGGCAUACCCGCCAUCGCCAACUCGCACCUGCAGGUCGACAUCCUACGGAACGAAUGGGGAUACAAGCACUACGUCACCGCUGACGCGGGCUCGGUCGACAUGCUCUACGACCUCCACUUCGUCGCCCCCGACCGCGCGACGUCGGCCAAGAUCGUCGUCGAGAAUAUCUCGGGCGAGAUGGGCGGCGGCACGUACACCUUCCUCACCCUGCCCGACUCGGUUCGGAACGGCACCGUCGACGUCAAGUACGUGGACGACACCGUCGCGACCAUCCUGCGCAUCAAAUUCAUGAUGGGCCUCUUCGAAAAUCCGUAUCCGUACGCGGACUACAACGCGACGCUCCGCACGUCCGCGACGCGCGCGCUCCUGCACCAGAUGGAGCGAGAGCAGAUCGUCCUGCUCGAGAACCGGAACGGCACCCUGCCCCUCUCCAAGACCUCGCCCCUCCGGCUCGCGCUCAUCGGCCCCCAGGCCGACCGCGUCUCCUUCGGCGACUACGUCUUCUUCAACGCCUCCCACAACGGCAUCUCGCCCCUCGCCGGCCUGCGGCGGCUCCUCGCGAACGACAGCUCCGUCGAGCUCGCCUACGCCGAGGGCUGCGAGCUGUGGUCGGACGACCGCGGCGGGUUCGCGGACGCGGUGGACGCGGCGCGAGGCGCGGACGUCGCGGUGGUCGUGGUCGGGACGUGGUCGCUCGACCAGACGCUGCUCUGGACGCCGGGCACGAACGCGACGACGGGCGAGCACGUCGAUCUGAGCGAUCUCGGCUUGGUCGGCGCGCAGCGCGCGCUCGUGCAGGCCGUCAAGGGCACGGGCAAGCCGACGGUGGUCGUGUUCGUCAGCGGUAAACCGCUCGCCGAGCCGUGGAUACAGGAGAACGCCGACGCGGUCGUGCAGCAGUUUUACCCGGGCGAGCUCGGCGGGCUCGCGCUCGCCGAGGUGCUCUUCGGGGACGCGAACCCGUCCGGAAAGCUGCCCGUCUCGUUCCCGCGCGACGUCGGCACGACGCCGAUCUUCUACAACUACCUCAAGGCCGCGCGCCCGCUCGACCCGGGCCGGAUCACGGACAACGGGACGCUGGCGUUCGGGCACCAGUACGUGCUCGACAGCCCCGCGCCGCUGUGGGGGUUCGGACACGGGCUGAGCUACACGACGUUCAACUACACGGGGCUGACGUUGUCGAAGUCGACGAUCGGCACGAACGAGGACUUUGACGUCACCGUCACCGUGCACAACACGGGCAAGGUGGACGGGAAGGAGGUCGUCCAGGUGUACAUGACGGACGUGAUCAGCUCCACGGUGACGCCCGUGCAGCAGCUCGUCGGGUUCGCCAAGGUGGACGUCAAGGCCGGAGGCUCGGAGACGGUCCGUAUUCCCGUCAAGUCGGAGCAGCUCGCGGUCUGGACCGUGAACAACAAGUGGGCGGUGGAACCCGGCGCGUUCAUAAUCAAAGUCGGCAACGCGCUCGAGACGUUCGCGAACGCGACUCUAAUCGUAGCGUGAUCGCGCCAGCCCACGAAAGAAAAGAAAAAAAGUGUUUUUUAACACGGUGUAUAUUGAUAUAUUGCGAUGACGUGUGGGAAUAAAUAGAGAGCUAAUGCGAUAGCG
Messenger RNA from Punctularia strigosozonata HHB-11173 SS5, 2718 nucleotides. RefSeq lists its product as uncharacterized. Gene Ontology annotation, molecular function: beta-glucosidase activity. Bases 166 to 2613 code for a protein of 815 amino acids. NCBI's taxonomy places the organism in Eukaryota, Fungi, Basidiomycota, Agaricomycetes, Corticiales, Punctulariaceae. The record is from RefSeq and is a predicted model, not a curated record. Gene Ontology annotation, biological process: glucan catabolic process. The transcript is spliced from 10 exons.